UGCCUGGACCACAGGGAUACAGAGGCCCUCCUGGUAUCCAUGGCAACAUUGGACCAUGGGGUGAAGUUGGGUCCCGUGGUCUUCCAGGCGGUCAAGGUCCACAAGGCCCAGUUGGUCCUCCUGGAGUUACAGGUUACUCUGGUAAAGAUGGAAGUCAGGGGCCAUCUGGAUCAGGGGGUGUAAAAGGAGAUAAGGGAUCCAGAGGACCUGUGGGGCAGGAGGGAGUUGCUGGUCUCGAUGGGUCCAAACGGACAGAAAGGAUUUGAAGGGCCAGCCGGCCAAAAAGGCUUAUCUGGUGUUAUGGGAAACACAGGACCUCCUGGGCAGAAAGGACCAAAGGGGUCUGAGGGUGAAAGAGGAAACCAAGGUUCACAGGGACCGAAGGGGCCACAAGGGAAACGGGGGUACAGGGGUGCACCUGGAGAUAGAGGACAGCAGGGGCCCCCAGGACUCAAGGGUGAGCCCGGCACCAGGGCUUUAUCAGGCACUCGUGGGCCAUUUGGAGCUGGAGGCCAAACUGGGGCAGCAGGAACGAAAGGCCAGAGAGGGCUCCAGGGACUCGCUGGACCUCCUGGUACUGUGGGCCCUCCUGGACCCACUGGGCCGUCACCAGCUGGAUUACCUGGCAAGACAGGUGCUGAAGGUAAAAGUGGAGCCCCUGGAGCAAAGGGCAGUCUUGGUGAAAAGGGUAUGCUGGGUCUUCCAGGCAUUCAGGGAGACGUGGGCAUCAGAGGUAUGAAAGGCGUAAAAGGCGAGCCUGGAUCACGAGGGAAAGUGGGCACAAUGGGGAAGAUGGGGGUCGUAGGCUCUCCAGGUCCUAAAGGUCAAACUGGACCUGGUGUUCCUCCUGGUCCUCCAGGAGCUAAAGGAAUCCAGGGACCAAAGGGAAAAGGUGGUGAGCCAGGAAGUACAGGGACAAAAGGAGCUGCUGGGCACAUUGGACCUGAAGGCCUGCCGGGGAGGUCAGGACCUGCUGGACCACCUGGAAAACCUGGACUGAGUGGUCUGGAUGGCUUGCUGGGAAUUCAGGGUAAUGAGGGAGAUCCGGGUGACGUCGGUCACAGAGGAGCUCCUGGAACGCCAGGCAGGCCUGGCAAGACGGGAAAACCUGGAUCUCCUGGGAUUAAGGGAAACGCUGGAGAAGGGGGGGUGAAGGGUAAGAGGGGUCUAAAAGGAACACAUGGGCCUCCUGGACCAAUUGGGCCAAAGGGCAUUCCAGGGCUGAGAGGAGAGAAAGGUGAAUCUGGAAGUCUUGGCACGAAGGGUCUCCCAGGUGAUACAGGGAUACUUGGACCGAUAGGUCCACCUGGAUUAAAGGGGAAUCCUGGUUUGCAGGGAUUUAAAGGUGAAAAGGGUGAUAAGGGGAAACAGGGGGACACUGGUCCUCGUGGUCCAGCCGGGCAGGAAGGCUUCUCGGGAAUCCCUGGCCACCUUGGAGUGAAAGGAAUGAAAGGUGUCCGAGGCAGGAGAGGUCCAAAGGGAACGAAGGGCAAGCCGGGACCUCAAGGAAAACCAGGAGCACCUGGCAAACGGAAGCCUAAGCAAAGACCUGUUAAAAAAUAUAGUUUUCAAACUGCACAGAGUUCAAAGCAAAGCCCCGGCCUCCUGCAGCAAAGCGAAGGCCAACAAAAACCCAGAGGAGUGACAAGGAGAUGCUGUACAGAAAACCAAACGAGUGCUGCUGCCACAGAUGAUUCAGACAGUCAGAUUAUCCACUUACUGGGAGACUCUGGCAAAGAAAUCGAUUCACACUUUGUCACAGUGUCCAGGAAACACUCUGAGCUGGAGCUGUUUGUCAGGGUUCAAGGAGAUACGGAAUUACUUCCUGUCCGACAUCUGGGUGUAGAGACGAUCAGUGUCUCCAAGCUCGUCUCCGAGAUCUCUGUGGCAUUGGGACCCGUCUGCUUCUUGUGA
This is a messenger RNA of Neolamprologus brichardi, 1914 nucleotides long. NCBI's taxonomy places the organism in Eukaryota, Metazoa, Chordata, Actinopteri, Cichliformes, Cichlidae. The record is from RefSeq and is a predicted model, not a curated record.